AUGGCGUCGCUACUUUCGCUCUCGAACGAGCAGAAAUCGCAGGUGCGCAACGCGUUCACUUUGAUCGACAGCGAGUCCAAAGACGGCAGUAUUUCGAUGUCGGAUUUGGCCAACAUCCACAAGACGUUGGGACUCGAGCUUCCUUCGACGGAGGUGUUGGAGUCCAUGCUAGGCGGCAAGGAGCUGGUUUCGUUUGCGCAGUUCUCGCAGAUCAUUGCCGGGGAGUUGGCGAAAAUCGACGACCGCACCACCAUUUCCAAUGCGCUCCGGGUGUUUGCGUCCGAGGACGCCAAGAGCAAUUUACUUAUAGAUGUAGAUGAGUUGAAAGAGGCGUGCUGCUCCGUGCAGCUCGGGGACAUUGGGUCUGGAGACCACCGCCUCAGCAGGGCGUCUUUUGACAGUCUUGUGGCGGGCUUUGUGCGCGAGCAGAUGGACGGGAAGAAGGUGUUCAAUGCGCUGAACUGGAUCAGCGCCUACAUUGAAUGA
Molecule: messenger RNA, 486 nt
Organism: Metschnikowia bicuspidata var. bicuspidata NRRL YB-4993
Lineage: Eukaryota; Fungi; Ascomycota; Pichiomycetes; Serinales; Metschnikowiaceae
Exons: 1
Coding region: 1-486 (161 amino acids)
Biological process (GO): mitotic cytokinesis; actomyosin structure organization
Cellular component (GO): cytoplasm; myosin II complex
Molecular function (GO): cytoskeletal motor regulator activity; myosin heavy chain binding
Source: RefSeq, a predicted model, not a curated record